Messenger RNA from Diorhabda carinulata, 2052 nucleotides. RefSeq lists its product as uncharacterized. The record is from RefSeq and is a predicted model, not a curated record. Lineage: Eukaryota; Metazoa; Arthropoda; Insecta; Coleoptera; Chrysomelidae. The coding region runs from base 52 to 549 and encodes 165 amino acids. The transcript has 4 exons.
ACAACUAUCACAUUCACUCCAAAGUUAAGUCACGCUAUAGAAUAGUCCAAAAUGUCAAAAUUACUUUGGUGCUUCGUCGUCCUUGCCUGUUUAUGUACUUUAUUGGAAUUAGCAGAAAGUAAAUCAGUGGUUGAAAGGCAAGUUUACGAGGAUUUGAUACAAGAAAAAAAUGUUAGAAAUAAAAGAGCAGUUGACGUCGUAACUGGAGUGAAAAAUGCCGUAUUAGGAUUUGUUUUUAACAAAUUAAACUCAUUCAUCGAUCAGAAGACCCACUGGAUUGCCGAAUUAGAUAAACAAAACAUAGCAAAAAACGAAGCUGCUAAUAUCGUACCUCCAGCUGAUCCGGUAACAUCCCUAUCUUCAGUAAUUUCGGGAGCCAUUGGACAAAAAUUACAAGCUUCCGCUCCACUUUUGAACAUAGUUACUAGUAAGCUCGGUGGACUCAGCUCAGGCGGUGGAGGAUUCAAUAUAGGCGCUCUUCUCACUAAAGGUCUAGGUAGUAGUAGCAGCGGCAGUAGCGGUGGAGCCCACAACAAAGCAGACGCGUAAUUAUUCGGGAAUUGUCUAAUUAGUGCACCGCCAUACAAUUUUGCUCAAUAAGUCAAUCUAUUACUGUUUAAUCCAGCUUAGGAUUAACCUUCAUAUUGCUCAUUUUAGGUUUUGAGAUUGUUCAAUUAACUGAUUCAAAAAUGAUAAUUGGAUUUAUUUCUCACAAAUCCAAUUCUAUUUUUAUAGUAAUGUGAGUAUGAAAUAACUUAUAUGCUUUAUUCUAAGAAUAUUUCUGUAAAUAACCGCCCUGUCAGGAUUUUAAGGAUAAAAGUUAUUUGGUAAUAUUGAAUACCUGACAUCAUUAUUCCUUAUCGGCACCGACGUACUAAGAAUAUAAAGUAGGAUACGAAAUAAGUGAUUCGUACAAUUUUUUUCCAACUAGAUUAUCUAAGUGAAGAAUUUUUGUCAUAUUGAACUCAAUAUGCUGAUAAUUUUUAUUGCCACUCUUCGUAAGUGAUCUUCAACAUCAACGACAAUUAAUUUGAAAUUUUUCUUUAGUAAUAAACUUGUUCUACGAAAUCUCUGCUAUGUUUUCCAAUUAUCUUAAUGCCUUCUCAAGUAUUAGUAAUUUUCUUGCUUCGAAACAUAUAAUUUACCAAUUCAAUCUUGAUUCAGAAAUUGUGUUUUAUGGUUCAUUAAUUGCCAGGAUUCAGAAAACCCUCAAAACUAUCCCAUUCAUUUACUUUUUCUAUUCCUAAUUCUUCUAAUUUCCAAGAUAAUCUGUUUCAUACAUACGUACAAUAGUUGUCCAUUGUCACUCUCCGUUCUGGAAUCAUUUACCGAUAGUACAAAGUCAACUGAUAACUCCAAAGGUUUUCUGAAUUUAGUUGUGUCUAUCUAAUCAUCUUUUUUAUUUUCUCUCCAUUAAUUCUUGGUUGAGUUGCUCUGCAUGUUUUGCAAUCAGUUUUAUUUGACCAUAUAUUAUGAUUCCGUGUCUAUGGCAUCUUUCAACAAACUUCACUUUAGUAUUACAAAUCCAGGAGAGUGUCUCGAGAUGCUAUUACCCAUCCAUCUUCAGAGAUUGAUAUUUCGUUUUCUUCCAACAUAAAUUUUGAUCCCGAUUUUCUCUUACAGCAAUUUUUUCUUGAAAGUCCGCUUUGGUAACUAUGAUGUCCGUAUUCUGAGCAGAUAAGUCCUUUAAUCGUUUUCCCUCAACUUGCCCAUUUUUUUCAGGAUAAUUGUAUUCCAAUAAUUCUAAAAGUUAACCAGGGAGCGCUUUAUGAGGUUAAAUAUUUUCUACACUAUAGGAUUUGUUCUUAUUUCCAUAUUACUGAACCUUAUAAUUGCCGUACCCAACCAAUACAUCACCAAAGGUUCUUAUCCACAUUUUUAUUGAUCAUCUUUUUACAGGAAUAGAUAGCGUUGAUUCAUUUCUUCAUUCUUUCUUCCACGUUUCCUUCAGUAUUUAACUUACUUUUAUAGGUAAAAUUAUCAUAAUUUGAAUUCUCUUUCACAAGAUGUGCUGAUGAUUCUGAAGUAUCUUGCAGAGUUUCCUUAAGUAUU